AGGUGUCCAUUCGUUUCACGAAACAAACUUCUUUUCCGCUUUUCUCUCCAUCGUCAUUUCUCUACUCGGUAGGCAGCCCAGAGCAAACGAACUACCGAGCAGCACAGAGGCGAAAAAAAAGGAAAAGUAUUCUCGUUUCCCUUUUCCACUGCGCUACCCCUUUUCUGAUUUUAUUCCUUUGACAAACAACACUCACUCGUAGAACCCCCCACCACACACACACACACACGCACAUAUAUUUAUAUAGCAAGGAAAAGAAAUCUCUUGACUUUCAUCAUGUCGGAAGGACAGACGACUCCCCGCGGUGGGUGGAUUUGCGCGCGCUGCGGGGUUGAGCAGAGCGCGGAUGCCACUUUCUGCCAGAUGUGCAAGUUCGCCCACCCCCUCGAGCGCCGCGGUGUGCCGCAGAUUUUUAACGGCUACGUCGUGCACUUCAACGGCAUCAUCCCCCGCACCAUCACGCACCCGAGUCACUCUGUCGAGUGGCGCAUGGCGGAGCGGCACGGGGCGACCUGCACUACCACCUUCGACCCGAACGUCGUGAACAUCCUCAUCUACCGUCCGGGCUACGAGCGCAGUGAGAAGUGCCGUGCCUGCAUCGAGAAGUACACGAGCAUCCCAUGCGUGCCCAUCGCGUGGAUGCUGGACUCUCUCCUGCAGUCCCGCCAGAUUCACCCAUCCCUCUACCGACUCACGGCGGUGCCGCCGGUGGCGAACCCGACAGUGCGUGGCACGAACCUGCCCCACCAUCAGCACCCCUUCUACCAGAUCAACAAGACGGAGUACGCCAUCCCCACCUCCUUCCCGCCCUCGAAGAACAGCGGGGUGAAGAUUAAGGUGGCCUCAGGGGAGGGCGUGUCGUACAAGGACAUGGACGUGCCGGCGGACAUGGAGGGCGCCAUCCCGCCCUUCUUCGACAUCGAGCCCUUCAAGUACACCACGGUGAAUGUCUAUGACGCGGCGGUGGCCUGCGCGGCCGGCACCCACGCCGAGGCGGUCGAUGAGGAGAACGACGAAAUCGAAGCGCGGAAGGAGCGGGCGGGGAUCGAGCUGCUGUCGUCGCAGCAGUCGUACAACAAGGUGGACCGCAUCCUCUUCAGUGGGGUGAAGGUGCUGCUCUCGCCGGAGCUGCAGCGACAGGCCAGCCUUGUGCUCGCCAUUGAGCGGUGCGGCGGCAAGGUGGCGGAGGUGACGGGCUCCAUCGAAGACACGAUUCGCAACGAGGUGACGCACAUCGUCUACGCGCACGAGGACAAGAAGUCGGAUAUGAUGAUCGUCGCAGCCCAUAUGAUCAACACCGAGCUUCCCGGUCUUCGGCUGACGCAGUCGAAUUGGGUGGAGGACUGCCUCAUCCUGGGCGAGCUGCUGCCUAUCAAGGGCAUGUACGUGCCAACGCCAAAAUUGUUAGAGACGCUCAACAAAAAGUACUCCAGGGCCCGCAGCUGA
Leptomonas pyrrhocoris is the source of this 1446-nucleotide messenger RNA. RefSeq lists its product as hypothetical. The transcript has a single exon. Lineage: Eukaryota; Euglenozoa; Kinetoplastea; Trypanosomatida; Trypanosomatidae. The coding region runs from base 277 to 1446 and encodes 389 amino acids. The record is from RefSeq and is a predicted model, not a curated record.